AUGGCAUCUAGAUCGUGCGGAAAUUUAUUGGAUUUAGCUUCUGGUGGAUUCCUGGACGUGCCCCAGACUCCAAGAGGUCUUCCCCGAGUAAUGACUAUCCCGGGAAUCAUAUCCGAUGGCAACGGGAACAGUGAUGCGGACUCUGACAGCACAUCAUCAGUUUUCCGUGAGCGGAAAAUCAUAGUGGCCAAUAUGUUGCCUGUGCAGGCUCAGAAGGAGAAUGCAACCGCUAAAUGGUUGUUCACUUUUGACGAGGAUGCUCUUCUGCUGCAGUUGAAGGAUGGAUUUCCGCCUGACACCGAGGUCAUAUAUGUUGGUUCUCUUAAAGCCGAGAUUGAGGCCCACGAGCAGGAGGAAGUCGCGCAAAGGCUUCUGGAUGAUUUCAAGUGCGUGCCCACUUUCCUUCCUCCCGAAAUCCAGAAGAACUUCUAUUACGGUUUCUGCAAGCAGCAGCUCUGGCCUCUCUUUCAUUACAUGCUGCCUAUGUGCUCUGACCAUGGGGACCGGUUUGACCGCCAGCUGUGGCAGGCUUACGUGUCGGCAAACAAGUUAUUUGCCGAUAAGGUCAUGGAGGUUGCCAAUCCAGAGGAUGACUUCAUCUGGGUCCACGACUACCAUCUCUUGGUCCUGCCAACGUUUUUAAGGAAGCGUUACAAUCGAGUCAAGCUUGGAUUUUUCCUCCACAGUCCGUUCCCCUCGUCUGAGAUUUACAGGACGCUACCUGUUAGGGACGAGAUUCUCAAAGGGUUGCUGAAUUCUGAUUUGAUUGGUUUUCAUACAUUUGACUACGCCCGUCACUUCCUGUCGUGCUGCAGUAGAAUGCUGGGCCUGGACUAUGAAUCCAAGAGGGGCCACAUUGGGCUGGAUUAUUUUGGUCGCACAGUGUACAUAAAAAUCCUCCCGGUAGGUAUUCACAUGGGUAGGCAUGAAUCCGUAUUGAAUCUGCCUUCCACUUGUAGUAAAGUCAAAGAAAUACAAGAACGUUUCAAGGGCAAGCAACUGAUCCUGGGUGUUGAUGAUAUGGACAUUUUCAAAGGCAUUAGUCUUAAACUGCUGGCAUUCGAGCAGCUCCUGCUGCAGCACAAGGAGCAUCGAGGGAAGCUUGUCUUGGUUCAGAUUGUGAAUCCCGCCAGAAGCUCCGGCAAAGACGUCCAGGAAGCAAAAAGGGAGACGUAUUCCACCGCCAGAAGGAUCAACGAUGUGUACGGGUCUCCCACUUACGAGCCUGUGACUCUAAUUGAUCGCUAUGCCCCCCGAGAUGAGAAGACCGCCUAUUAUGCGAUGGCUGAUUGCUGCAUAGUUAAUGCUGUGAGGGAUGGAAUGAACUUGGUUCCUUACAAAUACAUAGUCUGCAGGCAGGGCUCGUCGAGCAUGGAGCAAUCAAUGGGCUUAAAGCUUGAUUGUCCCCGGACGAGCACGCUUGUGGUCUCCGAAUUCAUUGGGUGCUCGCCUUCUUUGAGUGGGGCCAUCAGGGUUAACCCAUGGGACAUUGACGCCGUUGCCGAAGCUAUGAACGUGGCCAUCACCAUGCCUGAAGCCGAGAAGCAAAUGAGGCAUGAGAAGCACUACCGUUAUGUGAGCUCGCAUGACGUGGGCUACUGGGCUCGCAGCUUCAUGCAGGAUCUGGAGAGGGCGUGCAAGGACCACUAUGACAAGCGGUGUUGGGGGAUCGGGUUGGGUCUGGGUUUCAGGGUGAUCUCACUUUCCCCUAAUUUUAGGAAGCUGUCGGUGGACCAUAUUGUGUCGGCAUAUAAGAGGACAAGGCGGAGAGCGAUAUUUCUAGAUUAUGAUGGCACGGUUGUGUCUCAGUCGUCAAUGGUGAGGUCCCCAAGCCGUGAAGUGGUGGAUGUGCUUAAUUCGUUGUGUGGGGAUUGUAAUAACACGGUGUUUAUUGUUAGUGGGAGAGGAAGGGAGUCGCUGAGUGAUUGGCUUGGUGAGUGUGAAAAGUUGGGGCUGGCGGCUGAGCAUGGGUAUUUCCUGAGGUGGGAGAAAGCUUCUGACUGGGAAUCAUUAGCUUCUGAUAUUGAUUGGAAAGAGAUUGUGGAGCCCAUUAUGAAACAAUACACAGAAGCAACUGAUGGGUCGUAUAUGGAGGUGAAAGAGAGUGCGCUGGUGUGGCAUCAUCAAGAUGCCGACACCGACUUUGGGUCGUGCCAAGCCAAGGAGCUUUUGGAUCAUUUGGAAAAUGUUCUUGCAAAUGAACCUGCGGUUGUUUGCAGGGGGCAGCAUAUUGUUGAAGUAAAACCACAGGGAGUGACGAAAGGUGUGGUGGCGGAGAAGGUGCUCUCCACGCUGACCAGCAAUGGCAGCCCACCUGACUUUGUUUUGUGCAUUGGGGACGACAGGUCGGACGAGGACAUGUUUGAGAGCAUAACGAACGCCGUCCUCAGCUCGUCUGCGAUCCCCGAGAUCUUUGCAUGCACUGUGGGGCAGAAGCCGAGCAAGGCAAGGUAUUACCUGGACGACACGUCAGAUGUUGUGAGGAUGCUCCGGGGCAUAGCAGGGGCCUCGACCCCUAAGACUCAGCAGAGCCCACAGUUCCGGGUAGCGUUUGAUAGCGUGUUUUGA
Molecule: messenger RNA, 2568 nt
Organism: Striga hermonthica
Lineage: Eukaryota; Viridiplantae; Streptophyta; Magnoliopsida; Lamiales; Orobanchaceae
Source: the annotation of a GenBank genome assembly